GGCAGCAGCAAGGGCUGUAGCGGCAACAGCAAGGGCUGUAGCGGCAGCAGUAGGGCAGCAGGGCGCACAGGGCUGCAGGGCAGCAGGGCACACAGGGCUGCAGGGCAGCAGGGCGCGCGGGGCGUGCAGGGCUGCAGGGCGCGCGGGUCGCACAGGGCUGCAGGGCGCGCGGGGCGCACAGGGCAGCAGGGCAGCAGGGCGCACAGGGCUGCAGGGCAGCAGGGCGCGCGGGGCAAACAGGGCAGCAGGGCGCACAGGGCUGCAGGGCAGCAGGGCGCGCGGGGCGCGCAGGGCGCGCAGGGCAGCAGGACAGCAGGCCGCGCAGGGCAGCAGGACAGCAGGGCGCGCAGGGCGUGCAGGGCUGCAGCAGGGCUGCAGGGCGCGCGGGGCGCGCAGGGCAGCAGCAAGGGCUGUAGCGGCAACAGCAAGGGCUGGAGCGGCAGCAGCAGGGCAGCAGGGCGCGCGGGGCGCGCAGGGCUGCAGGGCGCGCAUGGCGCGCAGGGCAGCAGGACAGCAGGGCGAGAGGGGCAAACAGGGCAGCAGGGCGCACAGGGCUGCAGGGCAGCAGGGCGCACAGGGCUGCAGGGCAGCAGGGCGCGCUGGGCGCGCAGGGCUGCAGUGCGCGCAGGGCGCGCAGGGCAGCAGGACAGCAGGGCGCGCAGGGCUGCAGGGCAGCACAGGGCUGCAGAUCCCCUCCCCCCCACCGCUGCACCCUCAGCAGGGGGAUGGAGGAGAAGUGGGGGGGGGGGGGGGGGGGGGGGGGCGGGGGGGGGCUGAUGCUGCAACUCCCCUGCCCUCCACUGCUUCUGCAGAUCCCCUCCCCCCCACUGCUGCACCCGCAGCAGGGGGAUGGAGAGAUCCCCUCCCCCCACUGCUGCACCCGCAGCAGGGGUGGAGGAAAAAAGGGGGGGGCGGUGGGGGCUGGUUCUGCAGAUCCCCUCCUGCCUCCCUCUGA
Molecule: messenger RNA, 955 nt
Organism: Closterium sp. Naga37s-1
Lineage: Eukaryota; Viridiplantae; Streptophyta; Zygnematophyceae; Desmidiales; Closteriaceae
Source: the annotation of a GenBank genome assembly